AUGCAGAUCAACUCAACCCCGCAAUACCAAACGAAGAAAGCUCAUGAAACUAACCAGAAAUGGUGCAAUAACCAUAAGAUCGAAAAAGCGGAAAGGCUUUGGCAGCUGAUGGCGCAAAUCCAUAAAUCGAUUUCUCCCGAUGAUUUUCGGAUUUUUAUGCCUAGGCUCCAUGUAAUCGCUUGUUAG
Sclerotinia sclerotiorum 1980 UF-70 is the source of this 186-nucleotide messenger RNA. RefSeq lists its product with no specific name. NCBI's taxonomy places the organism in Eukaryota, Fungi, Ascomycota, Leotiomycetes, Helotiales, Sclerotiniaceae. The coding region runs from base 1 to 186 and encodes 61 amino acids. The record is from RefSeq and is a predicted model, not a curated record. The transcript has 2 exons.